AUGGGCGACAAACCACCAAAAAGCAUUCGACCCCUCAACCGGUACAUCACCACCCACAACAAGACAGGCCAGGCCAUCUUCUCCACCGCGCUGUCUGAAGAUAUGCCAGUCAAGUCCCUAGACAACGGCGCUGACUUCAGCCUCGCCUAUACCUCUGACCACUUCCCUGCACAGCUGGACGGUGACGCCGAUUUGGCCGAAUACACUAACUACCUCACCAACCCGCCGGGAAUCACCAUCUCCACGGGAAAUGUCUGCCGCAUUGUGGAUGUCCAACCAGGAAUCACAUGUGCCAUGCACCGCACUGUGUCACUGGAUUAUGGCGUGGUGUUGGAGGGGGAGGUUGAGCUUAUCCUGGAUUCGGGAGAGACACGGCUACUCAAGCGUGGGGAUGUUGCCGUCCAGCGCGGUACCAACCAUGCUUGGCGCAAUGCGACGCCGGAUGUGAUCGAUCCAGUGACAAACGAGAGAACUCCACAGUGGGCGCGGAUGUUAUAUGUUUUGAUGCCUUCGCAGCCGAUGACGAUCGGGGGAAAGGCUUUAGGGGAGGUCGUGGAUGGCAUUGGUGCGCGUGCUAGCACUUAG
Molecule: messenger RNA, 585 nt
Organism: Penicillium waksmanii
Lineage: Eukaryota; Fungi; Ascomycota; Eurotiomycetes; Eurotiales; Aspergillaceae
Product: cupin domain-containing protein
Exons: 1
Coding region: 1-585 (194 amino acids)
Source: RefSeq, a predicted model, not a curated record